AUGGCAUCUCAAGACAUAAAAGCCCAGCUCAGAAGCUCGGUCAAAAAUCCCCCCUCGAGCAUCGUUUCCCGCGAUGGUGUAGCCCAACGAACUGAGAUUUCCCAAAUCAUGAGCGAAUUUCGAUCAGAAAUCGCUGCAUUGCAUGAUGAGGUGAAAACUAUGCGGUCGGAAAUUGCAACCUUGCGCGAAGAUGUGAAAACUAGUCAGAAGCAUCAAGAUAGAUCCCGUAUCAACUUCGAGCUGAACGGGGGAAAGUCUAUGCGCCAGUUUCGAAAUCUCAUAGUGCAACUGGCGGGUUGGACCGUACCUCCCACUUCGACCCCCGCUUCGAUUGCUCCGGUUUCGACUUCUACCGCGCCUCCUUCCUCAAGUGGGAAUCCGAUUCCAGUCCCCACAGUUGUGGCUCCGACUUCGAUUCGAACCCCCGCUGACGUGCCUCCUCCAGUCAUUCCUAAUUCGGCGGCGAUAUCAGCCUCGUCGGCGGUGCCAGCUUCAACGCCUAGGAAUCGAUCCCGAACCCGAUCUCGGCGUCGUUCCUCGCCCUCCGGCUACAGAUACACAUCCCCGAGGGGCAGCUCCCGUCGUCGUUUGCCCGAAAGCUAUGGUGACCACGAGUCAAGAAGACGUUCAGGAAGGCCAUCCGCCGACGAGUUGGGAAGAGGCUCGGACCGUGAUAGAUACGACUCGGAAGACGGUGCUGUCUACUACAAUCCGUGGUCCCUACGCGAAUCUAGAAAUGACCAACGGUCGUUCCGUCCUCAUGCCGAAUGUCGUCCGCCGCGCCAUUCGACUGAGAGUGAUGUUAACCACUACUACUACUGGGAGUGA
This is a messenger RNA of Aspergillus affinis, 828 nucleotides long. RefSeq lists its product as uncharacterized. The record is from RefSeq and is a predicted model, not a curated record. The transcript has a single exon. The coding region runs from base 1 to 828 and encodes 275 amino acids. NCBI's taxonomy places the organism in Eukaryota, Fungi, Ascomycota, Eurotiomycetes, Eurotiales, Aspergillaceae.